Messenger RNA from Anopheles coluzzii, 5314 nucleotides. RefSeq lists its product as uncharacterized. The record is from RefSeq and is a predicted model, not a curated record. Gene Ontology annotation, biological process: sensory perception of sweet taste; detection of chemical stimulus involved in sensory perception of taste. The transcript has 24 exons. Gene Ontology annotation, molecular function: sweet taste receptor activity. Bases 1 to 5184 code for a protein of 1727 amino acids. NCBI's taxonomy places the organism in Eukaryota, Metazoa, Arthropoda, Insecta, Diptera, Culicidae. Gene Ontology annotation, cellular component: membrane.
AUGAAGCUCGCAGCGAAAGGAUACACUCUACGCCAGCGAGUGCGCCAGAAGCUGUGUCCAAAGAUUGUUGACGAUGACCGGGACACCUUUCUGCGUGGUAUUCGUCCAUUUGUCAUACUCGGACAGAUGUUUGGCAUAUUUCCCAUCUACGGUGUUACCCGAAAUGAUCCGGAGAGAUUUCGCCUGAAAUGGUUCUCGCUGCGCGUCAUUCUUAAUCUAACCGUUGUAGUGACGGCCCUACUGCAAGCGUACUAUGAGUAUGGGCGGUUAAAGGCGAUCGGCAUUAACGCGAAGAACGUGAGCAGUUUAAUCUUCUUCAUUGAUGCCUGUCUAAUCAACGUGCUCUUUCUCAACCUGGCCACCAAGUGGCGCUCGGUAGCGAUGAAAUGGGACGAAGUAGAUGACACGUUUAACAGACCUCCGUACCACAUGCAGGGCUGGAGUCUCCGGAAGCGUCUGGGUGUUGUUUCCUUUACGUUGGUAUUUCUAGCCGCUGUCGAACAUAUACUGUCGAUUGUAAGCAAUGUGCACAAUCAGAUGGUGGAAAUCAAGUACUGCAACUGGACGGAGCCCAACUACUUCCAGCAUUAUUCUCUACGUAGGUUUGCGAACAUUUAUCUAAACUUCCCCUACAAUAGCUUGAGUGCAGUAUUCUUUACGUACGUAUCUUCCGCACUGACCAUGUACUGGAACUAUCAAGACAUCUUCAUCAUCAUGAUCAGUAUCGGGUUGGCGACACGAUUUCAGCAGAUUAACAACUACCUGAAGAUACUGUCAGACGGAGUGCUCAUUCCUGGGGAGGACUUUUGGAUCCGUGUCCGUACCAACUACGUCGCGGUUUGCGAGCUGCUGGACGAUGUCGAUCGAGCAAUAUCGUGGACAAUGUUAAUCUCGUGCGCCACCAACCUGUACUACAUCUGUUUGCAGAUUCUGCAUGUCUCAAAGAAACUGGCCAACACGGUCGAGGACGCUUACUAUGGGUUUUCGCUGGGCUUCUUGAUCGUACGGACCGUCAUCGUGUUUCUGUCGGCAGCCCACAUACAUGACUGUGCGAAAAAACCAUUGGAUAUUAUUAUGAAAAUUCCCAACGUUGGCUGGUGUGUGGAGCUUGAACGAUUUUCUACGCAGCUGAAAAGCGAAAAGGUUGCCCUUUCCGGAAUGGGCUUUUUCAGUCUUACGCGGCAGCUGCUCUUUUCGAUGGCUGGAACAAUUGUAACAUAUGAAUUGGUUAUGCUGAAAUUCGACCAAGAAUCAGAGAGCAAGGGCAACAUACCGCUUUGCACCAAGUUUAGACGAUUCGAACACGUGUCUAGGUACUAUGCGACCGUGCUGCGCUGGGCUCGGCUUUUCGGAGUGUUUCCGCUGUCGAACAUUACGGCCACCGAUCCGGGCGCGUUUCGAUUUCACUAUUUUUCACCGUACAUCGUGCUGAGCGCGCUGAGCAUUGUGGGCGGUUUGUUUAUUAUGGCGGCGGCGCUGGUGCGGCUUAAUCGCGUCGGCAUCAACGCGAUGAACAUUGCCGAACCGAUCUUUUUCGGGAUGUGCACGCUGCUGCAGCUGCUGUUCGUUCGAUUGGCCCAGGCGUGGCGCGGCUUUAUGGUGUACUGGGCCGAACGGGAAGAGAUGUUCUUUGCCCGCCCGUACGGUGCCAUUAAUUUGCGGCGAAAGGUGAUCGGCUUAGCGGUUUGCAUCCUUACGUCUGCAUUGGUGGAACACGUGGUGUACGUGAUCAACCAGGCGUACAACGUGUAUCAGGAAAGCUUGACCUGCCAGUAUAAUGUAACGAAUCCGCUCAAGCUGUAUGGCACGCUGACAUUCGGUUCGGUUUACCAAUCCGUCCCGUACCAUCAUCUCUUGACCAUGUACCUACUGUACACGACAAUUUCGCUUACAUUCAUUUGGACCUUCACCGACCUGUUCAUCAUGCUGGUGGCCACCGGUAUAGCGUGCCGCUUCGGUCAGCUAAACAAACGCAUCGACAGUAACCUACAAAACGGUUCCGAAGCAUUCUGGGGCGAAAUGCGAACACACUUUGUCGGGCUGAUCGAGCUGGUCGAGCGGACGAAUCGAAUUGUCGGCCCACUGCUGAUCGCUUCCUGCGCAAACGAUAUGUACUUUCUGUGCCUGCAGACUCUCAAUGCGCUGGAAGAUAAACCGUACGACAUCAACGAUUGGUACUUUCGAUACUCGUUCACCUUUCUGAUAUUACGCACCUCCGUGAAGCUUUGGUUCGCAGCGGACGUGGACGAAAAUUCGGUACGAACGCACAAACUGGUGCAAAAGAUACGCAGUGAGCACUACAACGAUGAGCUGGAAAUAUUGCGCAUUUGCUCGAGCGGUGGUGUAUCCAUCUCCGGAAUGGGAUUUUUCACUAUUACUCGCAGGAUAUUUCUUACCCUAAAAGAAGUGAACCCACUCGCCGGUGAAACGCGCACCGAGGAAUUCAUGCGCAUGAACCCGGAGCACACGAUCCCAACGCUGGACGACAAUGGCUUCUACCUGGGCGAAUCACGUGCCAUUUUGUCGUACCUAAUCGAUGCCUACCGUCCCGGGCACACGCUCUACCCGAACAUUCCGAAGGAAAAGGCACUCAUUAAUCGGGUGCUGCAUCACGAUUUGGGCUCUUUCUAUCCCAAGUUCUUCGGCACCAUCGGUGCACUGUUUUCUGGUGCAGCGACGGAAAUUUCAGACGAAAUGAAAACCACCACCCAGAAGGCGCUCACCGACUUGGAGCACUAUCUGACACGGAACGAUUACUUUGCCGGGGAAAAUCUCACCAUUGCAGACCUUUCCCUGGUGCCGACGAUUGCUUCCGCCGUCCACUGCGGUUUGGAUUUGACCAACUAUCCACGACUAAACGCGUGGUAUGAGAGCUGCCGAGUGCUGAAAGGAUUCGAGGAUGAUCAGGAAGCUGCCCGCCAGGUUGUUCUGCUGCUCGGUCAGUGCAUCACGUUACUGCCGGUGGUGAACAUAUUCAGUGCAAAUUACCGCACGGCUCGCUUCAAGCUGCGAAGCUUCCGCUGCAUCUACUCGCUGGUGUAUCUAGCACUGACCGGCAUUUACUGCACCUUCUUCAUCCGGUGGUACAUUAGGAAGGGACUGAACCUUGCCUACUUCGCUAACUGCAUCUAUAUGGUGGUGGUGUACCUGUCGGCCUGGCUGUUCUUCUUCAUUGCCCUCCGCUGGCAGUCGAUACUGGGUGCGUUCAGUCGCUGUGAGCGUUCGUUUUUGAGCGACCACUAUCGCCGCCAAUCGAAGGGCCGCUUUGCGCUCGGCUGGAAGAUACGGUUCACCGGCUUUGCCAUCUUUGCUCUGGCGCUAGUCGAGGACUGGCUGAAUUACUACUCCGCGUACCAGAGCAACAUCGUACAGAUAGCUACGUGCAAUCGGACCAACGUGACGGUAUGGCAGAACUUUUACCUACGCGAGCACCCGCACGUUUUCCAUUGGCUACCGUUCAAUGGGUUUACGAUUGCAAUAACGGAGUGGAUCAACCGUUGCAUGCGCUACACUUGGACGUACCUGGACAUCUUCAUCAUCUCGUUCUGCUACGGUGCCCAGUUCCGGUACGAGCAGAUCUUUCGACGCUUGGUCGCCGUGCAGGGUAUCGCUUGUCCGACCAACUUUUGGCACGAUGUGCGCAUGGACUACGUGGCCGUGUCGGAGCUGGUGCAAGUUUUGGACGCCCAGUUCGGACACCUGAUCCUGCUCGCCUGUGCGAACGAUAUGUACUUCAUCGCGACGCAGCUCUUCAAUGGGUUUCAACGCCGUAGAGUCAUUGCAAACUACGUGUACUUCUGGUACUCGCUAUUGCUCCUCAUGUUCCGAACGAUCGUGAUGCUUUAUGUUGGAUCGGGAGUGUACGCCGCCUCUACCAGCCCUCUUCAGCUGCUGCGAAACGUACCUUCCCAGCAUUGGGGCAUUGAUUUAACGCGCCGAUCCCGAUCAACCAUGGAAUCGCCGGCAAUUGAUGACUUCCACCGGGCGGUGAGGCCGUUUCUGCUGAUUUCGCAAUUGUUUUCGCUCUUUCCGCUUGGCGGCUUGUACGGUCGAACGCUGCAGGAUAUUCGGUUUCGGUGGUUUGGGCCGGGUACCGUCUACAGUUUUUACUUCUUCCUGUCCGGGCUGCUCACGCUGGUGGCGCACAUUUAUUACAGCCUGACCGUGGAAACGCUGGGCACCUCGGAAAUCAGUAACAUAAUCUACUACGUGCUGAAUCUGUCCGGAGCAAUCGUACUGCUGGCCAUAGCGGCACGCUGGCGAACGAUCAUGGAGAAGUGGCGCAGCUUGGAGGAAAACUUUCUGCAUCCUCCGUACGCCGAGAGACGGUUUUGGAGCUUGAAGCGUGUCGUCGCGGCGAUUGGCAGUACGAUGGUUGUGCUCGCUUUUGUGGAGGACACAUUGCACGUCGCCUCGGUGUACUACACCAACCUGCAGUACUUUAAGCGCUGCGAAAACAGUACACCCUUCUGGACGCUGUUCUACCAACGCGAGCAUCCCAAGUUCUUCCACUAUUUGCCGUACAGCUUGCCCGCUGUGCUGCUGCUCGAGCUGACGCACAAGAUAUUCCUGUACGUGUGGACGUUUAUGGAUCUGUUCAUUAUUUUUGUGGCACUCGGGCUUGCCCGGCGGUACGAGCAGUUCUAUCGUCAUGCGGCCCAGUACAAGGGACGGCAUGUGAUGGGCCCGGUUUGGCAGCGGUUGCGGCUGGACUAUGGCCGGAUCUCGAGCUUGGUCGCGUACAUGGAGGGCAUCAUGGCACCGAUCAUCGUUUGCACCACCGCGUCCGAUCUUUACUUUAUCUUUUACCAGAUGUAUAACGCUUUCCAGUUCUCUGCCUCACUCAUCUCGGAGUUGUACUUUAAAUUUUCACUCGCAUUUCUAAUUUUUCGAACGCUCGUUAUGCUGCUGAUCGCUUCCAACAUACAUGUGGCAUCGUUGCGACCGCUCGACAUCUUACGCUCCGUGCCGAUGAGCUGCUGGACUAUCGAUGUACAACGAUUUACGCAAGAGCUCCUGUCUGGUCAGAACUGUCUCUCGGGACAUGGAUUUUUCUUUCUCAAUCGAAGCGUCAUACUUGCGAUGGCAGGCACGCUUAUCACGUACGAGCUUGUGAUGUUGAAGGAGGUUAACCCAUCUUCGGAAAAGAGCGAUUUUUGUGAUGGUGUAAAAAGGCUUUACUAAACAUGUGCUUUGCACCUUCCAACAUGUGUGCAUAUGUAUUUGCGUGUGACUGAGUGAGACUUUCAUGCAGCACUAAAGCUCCGCCAUUGCGUAUGAUAAUAAAUUAAUAUAUUUAAAUGAGCUUCUUCAA